This is a messenger RNA of Hyla sarda, 3589 nucleotides long. Its product is annotated as monocarboxylate transporter 2-like. The record is from RefSeq and is a predicted model, not a curated record. Gene Ontology annotation, molecular function: monocarboxylic acid transmembrane transporter activity. Gene Ontology annotation, cellular component: membrane. Gene Ontology annotation, biological process: transmembrane transport; monocarboxylic acid transport. The coding region runs from base 555 to 2066 and encodes 503 amino acids. Lineage: Eukaryota; Metazoa; Chordata; Amphibia; Anura; Hylidae. The transcript is spliced from 5 exons.
UGGACAGGUUUUCAUAAAUCUCCCCCAUGGUGUUCAGUUCAGACCGCCAUUAAAUAAUAGAAUGAGCUGGAAGAAGCGCUUCUCUCGACAUCUUAAGACAGGCUCCAUAGACUUACUGUAGAGUUUGUCUUCUGCAGGAUGCAAUGAGAUGGGGAGAGAAGCACUUAAAGGAGAUAUAUCACGCUAAAAAAGUUAUCCCCUAUCCAAGUCUUAGAUUGUGGGAGGUCUGACCUCUGGGACCCCCGGCGAUCUUGUGCAUCGGGCCCAGACUCUCCCCGUGAGAGGUGCAUGUCAACCCUGCACAAAGCAGCGGCCGCCAGAGGAAAAAAAACAAAGUCCGGCAGUGCUUCUCGCAACAAUGGUAACUGCUUGAAACCAAAUGCCCGAUGAUACACCACUGUGCGUGAAAUGGCUGCUGUCACCCACCCAGUAAAGCUAUCCUGCCUCUUUGUCUCUGCACCCACUUGUCUUUCAAUCUUUCUACAGUUUUCAUGGAAUAAAGCAACUUCUAUCAAGUCCUGAAUGAUCUAUGAGAACAGUGUCCUGAUUUCAAAAUGGCACCAACAGCUGGAACAGACUUGGGGUACACCCCCCCUGAUGGCGGCUGGGGAUGGAUGGUGGUGGUUGGGGCUUUUAUAUCGAUGGGAUUCUCCUACGCCUUUUCCAAAGCUGUAACUGUUUUUUACAAAGAAAUCCAGGAUUUUUUCGGAGCCUCCUAUAGUGAGAUUGCCUGGAUAUCCUCAUUACUGCUGGCUUGUAUGUAUGCAGGAGGUCCUGUCAGCAGUAUUCUGGUAAACCGAUAUGGUAGCAGACCUGUGGUUAUAGCUGGUGGUCUCCUAAGUGGUAUCGGCAUGAUUUUAGCCACUUUCUGCACCAGUAUCAUACAACUAUAUAUCUGUGUCGGUGUCAUAGCAGGUUUUGGGUUCUCUAUGAACCUCCAGCCAUCCGUUAUUGUGGUAGGAAAAUAUUUUUUGAAAAAACGUCCAAUGGCUAAUGGCCUGGCCAUGGCAGGAAGUCCCGUAGUUCUCUCUACACUUGCUCCUCUAAACCAGUUUUUGUUUGACAAGUAUGGAUGGAGAGGAAGCUUUCUUAUUUUAGGUGCCUUACUGCUUAACUGUUGCGUUGCGGGUGCUCUCUUCCGACCAAUUGGACUCCAGACAAAAACUAAAAAAGACAAGCCAGACAAGGACCCAGAGAAAAUAAAUAUAAGUCUGGCAGGACAAGAAAAAAACUUGAAACCCGAGAAGAAAGAGACAGAAAGUUGUUUGACAAAAUUCAAUAAGGUCUUGGAUUUGAGUUUGUUUAAGCACAGAGGCUUUUUGAUCUACCUCAUAGGAAACGUGUUGAUGUUUAUAGCCUUUUAUGCCCCUAUAGUGUUUCUUGCUCCUUAUGGAAAGCACCUUGGUGUUGAUGAGUAUUCAGCAGCCUUCUUGUUGUCUGUACUUGCCAUCGUUGAUAUGAUCGCUAGACCAGCCACCGGAAUAAUUGCAAACACAAAAUGGAUCAGACCAAGAAUUCAGUACUUUUUCAGCUUUUCUGUAAUAUUUAAUGGUUUCUGCCACCUCAUGUGCCCUUUUGCUACAAGUUAUGUUGGUCUUGUCGUGUACUCUGUGUUCUUUGGCUUAGGGUUUGGCAUGGUAUGUUCUCUGCUCUUUGAAACUCUUAUGGAUCUUGUUGGAGCAAAGCGGUUUUCAAGUGCCGUUGGAUUGGUUACAAUUGUAGAAUGUGUCCCUCUACUUCUGGGACCCCCAAUUGGAGGUGCUAUUGUGGAUACCUUUGGAGACUACAAAUACAUGUUUUUUGAAUGCGGGGCUAUUAUGGUCUUUGCUGGACUUUUCCUUCUCAUUGGGAACUUUUACAACUACCGUAUGCUUAGGAAAGAAGCAGAGUUGGAAAACCAAGAACUGAAGAAGGAUUUAGAAAUGAAGGAUGGCUCUGCUUUGAAAAAACGUGACUAUGAGCAAGUGAGCAGUGACGAUAAGCCAAAGAAUGGCAAUGAGGUCCAGGCUGCCAAAUGUGAUAAUGAAAAAUGUGAAGAUGUCAAUGGAUCUGGUCAUCAAUGUUAGAAGCACUUGAGAACACUUAUAACUAUUUGUAGGUGUGAUAUCCAUAUAAGACAUUUCUGUCAUCUAUCUGGUGCUCCGUGUUUCCGGAUUAUGUGGUGUCAACAAGGGGCUUGACCGGAAGAAAUUACCCAACUCUAAAAAAGGGGACCGACAGAACAUGCAAACUUGGAAUUAAGGCAUCUCACUAUGCAAUAUAUUGCAUUCUGACCAUGCAAUAUAUUUAAUUACAAAUGAUCUCCCUACAAGGAGGAUAGAAGAUGCUCUAAGUACUUCUAAACAUAUAUAGGUGUCCCUGAAAUGGUCAAAUAUCCAUCUAAAGAAAUUGAUCGUAAGCUUUUGGUCUAUAAAUGCAAAACAGUUUGGUCUAAAAGUGUCUCAAAUGGGUUGCCCCAUUAGAACAUUACCUGUAGAUACAUUACCAAUCACUUUAAACAGCAGCAGAUAGCCAGUGCAAUGAGUGUAUCCAUUUGGAGGACUCCUUUGAAUGGGCAACAUACAAUAACACAUUGUUCUUGCUGUGGUCACUGUAGGUGACAUGAGCAGCCACUGCAUCUUCCACUGUUGGUGACAGCUGAUUGAGUAAAUUUAAAGAGGUAUGCCAUAAAGAAUGUUACCUAUCUAAAGCUUAAAUACUAGAUAAGUGAGGAUCUGACUAAUGGAACCCCAGCUGACUACUAGAAUGGAUUACCCUGAUUCUCCAUUAACCCUAGCUGCACCAUGAUGGCUCAGCUGUUUGAAUGGAGUGGCACCUAAGUAUGCUUUUGCCAUAUACUUUGAAUGGAGCGGAAGGAUUUUUAAGAAUAAAUGAUGUUAUGACUCAGGGAAACAACAUUUGGCUUUAUGUAUCGGUUUUAGAAGAAUUACCGUAGAAGACAAUGACCUUAGUAACCAAUCACCGUGCAAUGUUAAUUUUUCAAGGGUAAUUUAGACAAUAAAAGCUAAGCUCUUAUUGGUUAAUAAGGGCAGCAAGGCCAUAUUUUCUUUUAGGGCCCUUUCACACUGCUGUUGCUCCCCAUCGAGAGCUGCUGUUAAAGUCUACAUUUUUUUUUGUCAAUUUAGCAGCCGUUCUCGUGAUGGGGAACAGUGGGCAACAAUGGGUCCCGGCGGCUCUCAUUUACUAUUGUGGGGGCCGCUGGGACCCGUUAUUUUUUAAAGGGAAUAGCGGGAGAAAAAAACGGCUUUUGUAGUUAUUUUUCUCCCGCUAUUCCCCCAGGCUCCCCCGAAGGCCGUCACACUGCCGUGUGCUAAUGGCAGUGUGAAAGUAGCCUAAGACAUUUUUGGUAAAUUAGCCAAUUGUUUUCUUAUAUUUAUGACUUAUACUUAAAAACAUCUUGUGUUUUGUGAACUUGAAUAUGACAAUUCACACUCUAAAGGGCACUUUCAUUUUUAAAGGACCAAAUAUUUUAUGAAGAAAAACACUGAUUGAACUCUGUCAAACUUUAUUAAUGUGAACCAAAGAAAUCUCGUUUGUUCCUAAAUUAAUUCAAAGCCAAUGGUAAUUAUUUUGGCAAUAAUUGUACCAU